Pristis pectinata (smalltooth sawfish) is the source of this 4228-nucleotide messenger RNA. It is a transcript of the gene mecom, whose product is annotated as MDS1 and EVI1 complex locus. The transcript is spliced from 16 exons. The coding region runs from base 286 to 3444 and encodes 1052 amino acids. The record is from RefSeq and is a predicted model, not a curated record. Gene Ontology annotation, cellular component: nucleus. Lineage: Eukaryota; Metazoa; Chordata; Chondrichthyes; Rhinopristiformes; Pristidae. Gene Ontology annotation, molecular function: DNA-binding transcription activator activity, RNA polymerase II-specific; RNA polymerase II cis-regulatory region sequence-specific DNA binding. Gene Ontology annotation, biological process: regulation of transcription by RNA polymerase II.
ACCAACUGGAUUUGGAUUUUUUUGUUAACGGCAGUUGAAGCAGCGUGGUGGCUGUUUGCAACGACUGAGCGUCCCGUCCCGUCCCGUCCCGUCCUGAAGGUUUUGGACGAGUUAGGCAAUGUAAAGUUCUGCAUCGAUGCCAGUCAGCCUGAUAUAGGGAGCUGGCUCAAAUACAUCAGAUUCGGACGGAGCUAUGAUCACAACCUAGUCGCAUGCCAGAUAAAUGAUCAGAUUUUUUACAGAAUUAUACGAGACAUCAGCCCGGGGGAGGAGCUCUUGGUGUUGAUGAAGAGUGGAGGCUACCCACAAGAAACAAUGGCUCCAGAGAUACACGAGGAGCGUGAGUAUCGUUGCGAUGAGUGCAAUAAGCUCUUUGAGUGCAAAGCAGAGCUGCUGGACCACCAGAAGUUUACCUGCAGCGGUUCCCCCACCGCAUUCUCCAUGGUAGAUGAAGACUUCAAACCGAAGCUGAAUGGUGAAGAUGAACUUCACGAGUGUAAGGAGUGUGAUGGAGUCUACCCAGAUGCUCAAAGCAGCCUGGACAGACACCUGCUGACGCACACGGAGGAGAGAGAAUACAAGUGCGACCAGUGCCCUAAAGCCUUCAACUGGAAGUCGAAUCUCAUUCGUCACCAGAUGUCACACGACAGUGGCAAGCACUACGAAUGUGAAAACUGCGCCAAGCAGGUUUUUACAGACCCCAGCAAUCUGCAGAGACACAUUCGCUCACAGCAUGUUGGUGCUCGGGCGCAUGCCUGUCCGGAAUGUGGAAAGACAUUCGCCACUUCCUCAGGUCUCAAGCAGCACAAGCACAUCCACAGCAGCGUCAAGCCAUUCAUUUGUGAAGUUUGUCACAAAUCAUACACACAGUUUUCCAACCUGUGCCGCCAUAAAAGGAUGCAUGCAGACUGCAGAACACAAAUCAAAUGCAAGGACUGCGGUCAGAUGUUCAGCACGACCUCAUCAUUAAACAAGCAUAGACGAUUCUGUGAGGGGAAGAACCAUUUCACCACGGGGGGCUUAUUUGGUCAAGGCAUUACCCUUGCAAAUGCUCCAACUCUGGAGAAGUCCAGUUUGGUUAACUUGAAUCACAGCAAUCCUGGCCUUGCUGACUAUUUUGGUGCAAACAGGCACCCGGCUGGACUUACUUUCCCAGCAGCCCCUGGCUUUCCAUUUAGCUUUCCUGGUCUGUUUCCCUCAGGACUUUACCACAGGCCACAGUUGAUACCUGCUAGCUCACCGGUGAAAGGGCUAUCAGGCACUGAACAAAACACCAAACACCAAAGCCAGUUGUUGUCAUCAUCCCAGGCGCUGCCAAACACACCGGACGCUCUGAAAGCAGCGAGUCGGCAGUCAUCUUCAGAUGAAGUUCGACCCCUGGAGGUUCCAUCUGAGAAGUCUUCUGAGGAGAAGCCACGGGGUAAAACUAGUGACCAAUCAGAGAGCAGUGACCUCGAUGAUGUCAGUACACCCAGUGGCAGCGACUUAGAGACGACCUCCGGAUCUGAUCUGGAAAGUGACAUUGAAAGUGACAAAGAGAAAAAUAAAGAAAAUGGCAAAACUGCAUCAGAGAAAGCAAAUAGCCCCCAGAAAGUAGUCCCUACGAACAACAAUAAGAGAGAAUUUUCCAACCACUCACUUUUCUCCCCCCCACUGGAUGAGCAGAUUGCAGUGACAGGAGCUGUUAAUGACUCUAUUAAGGCUAUUGCUUCUAUUGCUGAGAAGUACUUUGGUUCUACUGGACUUGUUGGCAUGCAAGAUAAAAAAGUAGGGCCUCUGCCAUACCCUUCCAUGUUCCCUUUUCAAUUUUUCCCUGCCUUUUCUCAACCAAUGUACCCAUUCCCAGAUAGAGACUUAAGUUCUGUACCCUUAAAAAUAGAGCCCCAGUCACCCAGUGAGCUGAAGAAGCUGAGGAAUGCGAAUUCCGAAUCACCCUUUGACCUCACCACCAAACGCAAGGAGGAGAAGCCAAUGCCACCUGUGACCUUAAAGCCACUGACUUCUCAUUAUGCAAGUGAAGAGCAGCCACUUGAUCUGAGCAUGAGCAGCAGAAGCCGGGCCAAUGCAAGCACCGUGGUGGAGCCCCGAAAGAAUCACGUGUUUGGGGAGAGGAGGGGCUCCAGUGUUGAGCAAGCCAAAAGCUCAGACCAUUCUCUGCAGCAUGCCAAACCAACCCCUUUCUUCAUGGAUCCUAUAUACAGUAGAGUGGAAAAAAGGAAACUUUCUGACCCAGUUGAAGGACUGAAGGAGAAGUACAUGAAGCCUGCUCCAAGUUUCCUAUUCCAUCCACAGUUCCGCUUGCCAGAUCAGAGAAUUUGGAUGUCAGCGAUUGAGAACAUGGCAGAGAAGCUGGAAGGUUUCAGUUCACUGAAGCCAGAAGCCAAUGACCUCCUCCGGUCUGUCCCCUCAAUGUUUGAUUUUAGGGCUCCCCCGUCUGUCAUUCCAGAAAGCCUGCUGCGAAAGGGCAAGGAGCGGUAUACCUGCAGAUACUGUGGCAAGAUUUUCCCAAGAUCUGCAAACUUGACCCGGCACCUUCGGACACACACUGGAGAGCAACCUUACAGGUGUAAAUACUGUGACCGCUCAUUCAGUAUCUCCUCCAAUUUGCAACGGCAUGUGCGCAACAUUCACAACAAGGAAAAACCAUUCAAGUGCCACCUCUGCGACAGGUGCUUUGGUCAACAAACCAAUCUGGACAGACAUCUUAAGAAGCACGAGAAUGGAAACAUGUCAGGGACUGCAACAUCUUCACCUCAUUCAGAAAUAGACAGUAGCAGUGCUAUUCUGGAUGAUAAGGAAGAUUCCUACUUCACCGAAAUUCGGAAUUUCAUUGGAAACAGUAACCACACUGAAUGUUCCCCAGGGCACUUAGAGGAGAGAAUCAAUGGUAGUCAUUAUGAGGAGAAAAAUCUCGUGACGAGUCAGAAAAUUCAUGAACUGGAUGAUGAUGAUGGAGAAGAUGAUGUGGAGCUGGAGGAAGAGGAAGGAGUCUGUAAUCCAAUGAGAAAACCAGCCAAUGAUCCAGUUGUUUGUAAGCUGGAUGGAGGAAAUCAAGAUGGUUCUGAAUAUGAGGCAAGGGAGCCAGAGCAGGACAGCAAGGAAUCUCCUAGCAGUUAUAAAGCAGAUGACGUGAGACUUGAAAACAAGAGCAGUCUUUCCGCCCUGGAACACAUCCGGCACUUCACAGACAGCCUCAACACAAGGAAAGCUGAGGGAAGCCAGUUCGUUGAGGCCGAUCUGAACACAUACAGCACUACCCAUCUGUCUGAGGAUCUGAAGCAGCCCUUAUACAGGAAAUCCAAGUCACAGGCAUAUGCCAUGAUGCUAUCUCUGUCCGACAAGGAACCUAUCCACUCCGCAUCCCACAGUGCCCCCAACAUGUGGCACAGUCUGCCGAGAGCUGCAACAGAGCCCAGCGCCCUGCAAUCCAUCAGCCAUGUAUGACACUUCGCAAUAACCGGAUGGGACCAAGUCCAGCGUCGUACAUAGCAUGACAUUUCGUUUUUUGAUUCUUUUAUUUUUACCCUUUCCUUUUGUGUCUAUUUAUAGAGAGAGACUCCUGAGCAGAAAGCCUUAGAAAUCUGCUGGGUCACCCCAAUCGGAAUUUUGUGACCUUAAACUGACAGUUUAAAAAAAAAUGAAUUGUAUUUAUUCUCCUAGUAUUUUGUUUUGCACAGCGAAGGCAGCUGCGUUGUUAUGAGGAUCAAUGCAACUCAAAGUAGUUCAACUAGGAACUGGGUGCUCACGUCUCAGCGGCCCAGGAGAGCGUCUUCCAUUGUACUCACUGGGAGAGGGUUUGACCAUUUUCAAUGUAUCUGAGCACUCAACUUAUUGAAAACUAAAUCAUUUGUAUAAAAUUCAUUUUAUGGGGGAGUUUGGGCGACAUUGUCUCUUCCUGUACAAAUCUACUAUUUGCAUUAUUUUUCAGUUCUUUUAAGCACAAAUCAAGAUGACUUUUAUUGUUGUGUAAUUAAAAGUCUGCUUCAUAAAACAAAGACAACACUGAAGAUCUCCAAUCUACUUUCAAAAAUAAAUGUUUCUUCCCCCCUGGAAAUUUUCCAAAUUAACUUUAAUUUUAGACAAUCAUUUUUAUAAUUUUUUUUAAAAAAACGUGUGUGCAGCACUGUGCUAUUUAUUUGUUCAUUUAGCAAUCUCACACUGUUCAGUCCACACACAAGCAUACACACAUACUGACAGGUGCUUUGUAUCACAGGUUGAGAUGUUUGAU